AUGAAAUGUGUUCAGCUAAUUUUUGUAACGGUUUUUCUGUUCAUUCACCGCUCAUUGCAAACACAUGGAAGUUCAGGUCGCACCAAUCCCACUUGUCCCGGUGAUGCUGAACAGGGUGGAAGCGCACCAAAAAAACCAAGAAAAGAUGACUACAACGAUCCGGAACACGAUAAAAGUGCACAGCUUGUCAUGUUAAAAACAUAUUGUACAAAUGACCUGCUCUGUUCCUACGUCCUGCUUUCGUUAUCGUGUUGUGCAAAAUUUGUUAAAUACAUACACUUGGAAAUGUUUAACGCAAUUGAUCACGGCCUGGUCUUGGAGAUACGAAACUACUAUCAAUCCCUUGAAUCAUAUAUUUUUGCCACUGAUCGUCGAAUGAGUAGCAGCUCUGUGUAUUGCGCUUUUGACUCCAAUUGCUCACUGAUACCGCAAGAGUCCAGUCUAAGACGAGCAUUUUUGCUUGUUUACGAGAAUAUUGUUCUGAAGUUGAGACAAGAGGACAAUAAUGCAAAUAUUACAGAUUUGUUUAUGUCGACAAUGCAAAAUGAAAGAGAGGUAUCUUACUCGAUCAUCGAAAUAACCUGCAUCGAUGGACAAGAAAAAACAUUUAUCGAUCUCCUCGAUGAAAAAAUGAGUGCGAUAACGAGAGCAUCAAAGAUAUUGUUAGUGGUAAACAAGACUGAAAAUAGACAGCUUAUGCCAGCAAUUGAAUAUCAACACAACAACUUCACGUACAAACUGCAAUCUGCUCUUGGUGCUGAGAAGAACAGCGGAGAACCUGUUGUAUGGAUAGGAUGCAACAAGUUUCAAGUACCAGAAAUGAACGUAGUUAAUGAAGAAAAAUUGAAUGAAUACAUAUUUUUGAUUGGUGUGUACGAACAGAUGGAUGGUGCUGAGAGACAAGUUGCAAAUGAAAAAAGCACCUUCAACACGAUAUCUGAGGAAGGGAAACGAAAGAGAAGCUAUAAAGGGUAUUAAGGUGUGUUGAUGUGCGUGCUGCUAUGCAUCUAUGCUGCGGCAUGUAUUUCUGGUGAGUGCCUAG
Vavraia culicis subsp. floridensis is the source of this 1042-nucleotide messenger RNA. RefSeq lists its product as uncharacterized. Bases 1 to 978 code for a protein of 325 amino acids. NCBI's taxonomy places the organism in Eukaryota, Fungi, Microsporidia, Pleistophoridae. The record is from RefSeq and is a predicted model, not a curated record. The transcript has a single exon.